Messenger RNA from Rattus norvegicus (Norway rat), 9280 nucleotides. NCBI's taxonomy places the organism in Eukaryota, Metazoa, Chordata, Mammalia, Rodentia, Muridae. The record is from RefSeq and is a predicted model, not a curated record.
UGGCCUGAUACCCCACAGCCCCCUCCCUACCAGCAAGCUCCUCAACCCGCAGCCGCUCCUAUGGCUCUGCCCUCUGCCCCGCCCAUGGCUCAAGCCCCAGGAAUUGGGGGAGGAGGGCCUUCAGCCAGAACGAGAAGUUGACGAGGAGCCUCCCCGGAAGGACCAGCAGAUUCAACUGUAGCACUCCCUCUCAGAGCGGUCGGGGCUCCCCUGAUUUACAGCUAUUACAGUAUUGGCCUUUUUCCUCCUCCGAUCUUUAUAACUAGAGGACUAACCACCCCUCUUUCUCUGAGAACCCCAGAGGGCUCACAAGCCUAAUUGAGUCACUGAUGUAUCCCCAUCAGCCGACGUGGGACGACUGUCAACAGCUCCUACAAACCCUCUCCACCACCGAGGAGAAGGAGAGGAUUCUCCUCGAAGCUCGGAAAAAUGUCCGAGACGAGGCCGGGUGACCAGUCCAGACCCCAGUCGAGAUAGAGGAAGGAUUCCCAUUGACCCGACCCCAUUGGGAUUAUAACACAGCACGAGGUAGGGAAUGACUGUCCAGUUAUCGCCGGGCUCUGGUGGCGGGUCUCAGAGGUGCUGCACGUCGGCCCACCAAUCUGGCCAAGGUAAGGGAGGUCAUGCAAGGGGCAACAGAACCCCCUUCAGUUUUUCUAGAGGCUUAUGGAGGCAUAUAGGAGGUAUACCCCAUUUGACCCUACGUCUGAGGGACAACGGGCUUCAGUGAUUAUGGCUUUUAUUGGGCAGUCAGCCCCAGACAUUAGAAGGAAGCUACAACGGAUCGAGGGGUUACAGGACUACACCGUAAGAGAUGUGGUAAAAGAGGCAGAGAAAGUGUAUCAUAAGAGAGAGACAGAGGAAGAGAAGAUAGAGAGAGAAAAAAGAGAAAAGAGAGAAGACGAAGAUAGAAGGGAUCAGAGACAAGAGAAAGUUUUGACUAGAACUCUGGCCGCAGUGGGAGAGAGAGACAGGAGAGACAGGACUAGACAGCUAGGGAACCUGGGAGACAGGAAAAGGCAGGAGCCAAGGAGGCCUGGAGGAGAUCGACUGAGCCUGGGACGAAAUCAGUGUAGGAUCUGCAAAGGUACUGGCCAUUGGGCAUUUGAAUGUCCCAAGAAGAAGCAGGUGAAAGUAUUGUCCCUGGGAGAUGACGAAGACUAGGGGAGAUGGGGCUCGGCCCCCCUCCCCGAGCCCAGGGUAACUUUAGACAUGAAGGGGACUCCCAUACAUUUCCUGGUUGACAUGGGUGCUGAGUUUUCUGUUCUGCAGAUGCCUUUGGGAAAAUUAAAAAAGGGUGAAAAGACUGUAGUGAUUGGGGCCAGCGGACAAAAAUCGUACCCAUGGACCACCUCCUGAAUAGUGGAUUUAGGAUGAAACAGAGUGACUCAUUCAUUCCUAGUCAUACCAGAGUGCCCUAUGCCCCUAUUAGGAAGAGACUUGCUAACCAAAUUAAAAGCAAACAUAUCUUUUGCCUCUCACCAACCAGAAGUAUCCUGGGAAGUAGGAGAGCCUUGGGCUCUGAUGUUGUCUCUACAAUUAGGAGAAGAAUACCGGCUUUACCAAAAUAAACCGAGGCUUCCCGAGGGAAUCCAAGACUGGCUUGACCGAUUCCCUCAUGCUUGGGCCUAAACGGGAGGUAUGGGGAUGGCAAAGCAAGUUCCCCUGGUGGUAACUGAGCUUAAGUCUGGAGCCACUCCCAUUGGGGUCCGACAAUACCCCAUGAGUAGGGAAGCUAGGGAGGGCAUACGCCCUCAUAUUACCAGGCUCAUUCAACAAGGAAUUUUGGUUCCAUGCAAGUCUCCAUGGAACACCCCCCUCCUCCCCGUAAAAAAGCCAGGGACCAAUGACUAUCGCCCGGUACAAGAUCUCAGAGAAGUUAAUAAACGAGUCCAAGACAUCCACCCUACAGUGCCAAACCCCUACAACUUACUCAGCACACUACCACCUGAGCGAAUCUGGUAUACUGUCUUAGACUUUAAGGAUGCUUUCUUUUGUCUGAGAUUACAUCCCAACAGCCAACCUUUGUUUGCCUUUGAAUGGCGCGACCCCGAGAGUGGACAAGUCGGACAGCUGACAUGGAUGAGGCUGCCCCAAGGAUUCAAAAAUUCACCUACAUUGUUCGAUGAGGCUCUGCACCAAGACUUAGCCUCUUUUCGGGCCAAAAAUACACAGGUAACUCUCUUGCAGUACAUUGAUGACCUUCUACUGGCUAUAAAAACCCGUAAAGACUGUGAGAUUGGGACUCAAAACCUCCUGGUCAAGCUAAGCGAACUGGGAUAUCGGAUCUCCGCCAAAAAGGCACAGUUAUGCCAAAAGGAGGUAACUUACUUGGGAUACACCCUAAGAGAUGGACAGAGAUGGCUUACAGAGGCCAGAAAGCAGACGGUGAUGCAGAUUCCAACCCCGACCACAUCUCGCCAGGUGAGAGAAUUUCUGGGCACUGCGGGGUUCUGUAGACUGUGGAUCCCAGGGUUCUCGACUAUGGCAGCCCCACUAUACCCCUUAACUAAAGAAAAAGGAGAGUUCACCUGGACUAGAGACCAUCAAUUGCCCUUUGAGACUCUCAAGAAGGCGCUGCUACAGGCCCCGGCACUAGCCCUACCAGAUCUAAGUAAGCCUUUUAUCCUAUAUAUUGAUGAGAGAAAUGGCGUGGCCAGAGGAGUCCUAACCCAGGCCUUGGGGCCUUGGAAACGACCGGUGGCCUACCCAUCAAAGCAACUGGACCCUGUGGCUAGUGGGUGGCCUUCCUGCUUACGAGCCAUAGCAGCAAUGGCUAUACUGGUCAAAGAUGCUGACAAGCUGACUAUAGGACAGAAUGUUAUGACAGUGGCCCCACACUCGCUUGAGAGCAUUAUCCGACAGCCACCAGACCGCUGGAUGACCAACGCCCAGAUGACUCACUACCAGAGUCUAUUGCUGACUGAACGAGUAAACUUCACCCCCCCCCCCCCCCCGGCUAUCCUCAGUCCUGCUACCCUGUUACCUGAGGCUGAUGAAGCCCCUAUAUACAAAUGUGAGUAAGUGUUGGCAGAAGAAACCGGAGUCCGGUCAGACCUCACAGACCAACCAUGGCCAGGGGCAAUGACUUGGUACACUGACGGAAGCAGCUUCAUGGUGGAAGGUAAGAGGAGGGCCGGGGAAGCGGUGGUGGAUGGAAAGGCCGUCAUAUGGGCCAUCAGUCUGCCUGAGGGCACAUCGGCCCAAAGAGCGGAGCUCAUCGCAUUGAUCCAGGUCCUAGAGCUGGCAAAAGGAAAGACUAUUAAUAUUUACACAGACAGCCGGUAUGCCUUUGCUACAGCGCAUAUCCAUGGGGCGAUAUACCAGCAGCAUGAACUCUUAACGUCUGCUGGAAAAGAUAUUAAAAAUAAAGAAGAGAUCCUUAGCCUGCUAGAGGCUGUUCACUUGCCCCAUAAAGUGGCAAUAAUACAUUGCCCAGGACACCAAAAAGGGACCGGACCCAUAGAAAAAGGAAAUCAAAUGGCAGACCAGGAGGCAAGGAAGGAAUCUCAGGGACCUAUGACUUUGACAAUAAAAACUAAAUCUCAACCAGAGACCAAAGAGACUGACAAAAGGACUCUCAAAGAAAAAGAGGGGCAAGAAUAUUUGGCUGAUAUACAUCACCUUACCCAUCUGGGGGCUAAAAAGUUAAUAGAAUUGGUUAAAAGGUCCCCUUACUAUAUUCCUGGAUUAAAGAAGGCUGCUGAAAAUCUGGUCAAAAACUGCCGCGCCUGUGCGUUUACUAAUGCUGGGUCCAACAGGCUCCUAGAAGGAAGGCGUUUGAGAGGAGAUAGACCUGGAACCUAUUGGGAAACUGAUUUUACGGAGGUAAAGCCUGCCCGGUAUGGAAAUAAAUAUCUACUAGUUUUUAUAGACACUUUUACAGGCUGGGUUGAAGCAUUCCCUACCAAAAAUGAGACUGCCAACGUGGUGACCAAGAAGAUACUGGAAGAAAUCCUACCCCGUUUUGGGGUACUCAAGGUAAUUAGGUCAGACAACGGGCCUGCUUUUGUCUCCCAGGUAAGUCAGGGAGUGGCCAGACAACUGGGGACCAAUUGGAAAUUACACUGUGCGUAUAGACCCCAGAGUUCAGGACAGGUAGAGAGAAUGAAUAGAACAUUAAAGACUUUGACAUAAUUAGUCUUAGAGACCUGUGGAAAUGAUUGGACAGCCCUUCUCCCUUAUGCUUUAUUUAGGGUCCGAAACUCCCCUGGCCCUUUUGGUUUGACCCCUUUUGAAUUGAUGUUUGGAGCCCCGCCACCCAUUUAUAUGUCUAUAACUGAUAAAUUUAGCCCAGACGUGUCUUUCUCUCCCUCUUCCAAUCUCCUGAUUCGGCUCAAGGCCUUAGAGACAGUAAGAAAAGAGAUAUGGACACAAUUAAGAGAAACCUAUAUUGCUGGUGAUACACAGGGGCCGCACCAGUUUGAAGUGGGAGAAGUCGUCCUGGUGAGGAGACACCGAACAGGAAACUUAGAGCAGAGGUGGAAAGGACCAUAUCUGGUACUGCUGACGACGCCCACCGCGGUCAAAGUUGAAGGAAUUCCCACCUGGGUCCACGCGUCGCACGUUAAGAGAGCACCUCCUGAAGCUGAUCCAGAUAGAUGGACACUGAAAAAGACUACUAAUCCCCUUAAGUUAUACCUGUGUCGUAAGGGCGACCUUUCACUAGAGACUUCAAUCCGCCCGGGGAAGGUCUUUAACUGUGCUUGACUUUCAGAUGGGAGGAAGGAUGCUUUCUCCAUGGAUGUUUUUAUGUCUUACAGUUGUAAGUGCCUCCCCGUAUCGAAUCUUCAAUUUUACCUGGGUUAUUACUAACCAAGCGGGGGACAUUGCAAAUUCCUCCUCCAUAGUCUCUGCCACCACGCCUUGGCCUAAUUUAGAAGUAGACCUCUGUCGGCUGGCCCUAGGAGCAGACACUGCAUGGGGCACCCCUGAUCACUAUUUGCCCCAACCUAAACCUGUAGACACCCAACAGAGAUAUAGCACUGUCCCAGGAUGCUGUAAUGCUGCAGCCAGGACAUACUUGACUAUGGCACCCAUAUAUGUCUGCCCAGGGCCACACAGAGAUCGCUGCCUGACCACAAAAUGUGGCUAUGCCCCAGACUACUAUUGUGCCUCUUGGGGAUGUGAGACGACUGGGGAUACUUACUGGAACCCAUCCGCAAGUUGGGACUAUAUUACAGUUAAGAGGAAGAACCCCCCGACCCAACAACUUAAUUUGGGACCUACACCCCUUAACUGAAACUGUGUUCAUAAUUGGUGCAAUCCUUUGGUUAUACCAUUCACGGAGACAGGGAGAGAACAACACUGGGAAGGCCGAGGAUACGAGUGGGACCUGCGCCUAUAUUUAAAAGGAAAGAAUCCUGGACUAACUUUUAAAAUAAGAUUACUUAAAUCUAUUCCAAAUCAGGAAAAAAACGUUGCUGUGGGUCCUAAUUCAGAGUUACACCAGAAUAACCCAGCCCAGAGUCCUAGAAAGAUAUCUGCUGACCUUGUCACCCCUCGGGCUCCUCCUCCUCCCCGCUCCAACCUUCAACCUACACUCCCUGCAGGCCCCCCUUCUACCGCUCAUCUCAUUUUGACUUUAGUUAAUGCCUCAAUACAAGCUGUUCAUGAGGCCAACUUCACGCUGUUAGAAGAAUGCUGGGUUUGUUAUUCCUCCACCCCACCCUUAUAUGAGGGAAUUGCCAAUUUUAAAAGAUUAUUGUUUACUAAUGAUACCUCUAGCUUAUGGUGGAGCCCACCGGAAAAACAGGGUCUGACUCUCAGUAGUCUCAGGCCUAGCUUUGUGUCUCCUUGGGCCCAACAUGCUGCCUCCAAAAGCCCUGGUAAAAGUUUGCCAUCAGAUUUUGUUGAUAAAUAGCUCCUUUCAAUAUAUUUCAACUUCUAACAACACCUACCUUGCUUGCUUGUCAGGAUUGACUACCUUUAUAGUUACCCAAGCUUUUCUUUUAAAACAUGAUUAUUGUGUACAGGUUGCCCUUCUUCCACACCUAAUUUUUUAUGAGGUUGAAGAGGUUUUAGGAUUAUGGGAAAAAGGGGCUGGAACUCUGUCCAGAACUAAGAGAGAACCCAUAACCACAAUCACUUUGGCAGUUAUUCUUGGAUUGGGAGCUACAGGGGCUGGGACAGGGAUUACCUCCUUGAUCACUUCUAACCAACAAUAUAAUCAGCUUAGUGCUGCGGUUGAUAGAGACAUCCAAGAGCUACAAUUGGGCCUAAAAAAAUCUUAAAGAUUCAGUUACUUCUCUCUCUGAGGUAGUCCUACAAAAUAGGAGAGGACUAGAUCUCCUUUUCUUACAGCAAGGAGGAUUAUGUGCUGCCCUUAAGGAAAAAUGUUGUUUUUAUACAGACAAGACGGGGUUAGUGGAAGAUAGCUUACAGAAAGUCAGAGAAAGACUUGAAAAAAGGAAGAGAGAGAGAUACACAAAAAGGGUGGUUCGAGUCUUGGUAUUCCCAGUCACCAUGAAUGACCACAUUGCUUUCAGCCCUGGCUGGACCUGUGCUUCUUGUCUGCCUAGCUCUAAUUUUUGGUCCCUGUAUAAUUAACAAAGGCAUAGCAUUUAUUCAGAACCGGAUAGACGCAGUAAAGCUCAUGAUCAUACAGAGACAAUACCAGCCUAUAGUUCAAUUUGAGACAGACCUGAGGGACACUGGUGAGACCAAAUAUGAGACUUGAUAUCAAAAUUCUAAGAUUAGAAUUAUUUAGUAGAAGAAGAGGGGAAUGAAAAGAAAAUUAUACAGAUUUAAGGUUUAAAAAUAUAAAAUUAAAAGAGUAAGUUUCAAAAUCCACAGACUCAGGGCUAAACACUGUCCAGGCAGGACUGACAGGCCAUAAAGAUAAAGAAAAGGAGUGCAGGAACCAGCCCAAGCUAUCAGGACUGACUCAUAAACCAUUUGGCAGGAGGACACCUCCCCCAGCUUACUCAGAGUCACACCUUAACCAGGUGUCCUUCAAACCCUGAUAAGCCCCUGGCUUCUAAAAUCCUGUAUGCUCCAGUCAGCACAUACUCUCCUGCUGUGCUGUAAUCUCACAGCCAUGUUUGAAUGAGCCAAUCACUUACAGCCGCGCCAGAAAUUAGGCAAUUGUGUGUAACUGCGCCAAACCUCCUAGCUUUCCCUAUAUAAACCCCUGACUUUUGAGUUUCGGGGUCGACUCCUCUGUCUCCUGCGUGAGAUAUGCGUCGGCCCGGAGCUCCGUCAUUAUUAAAUGGCCUCUUGCUUUUACAUCAAGAUCGGUUUCUCGUGUUUCCUGGGGCGCGCCAUCCCAAGACUUGAGCGAGGUUCUUUCACAUAGGCAGUCUCCAUGACAACUUGAGCUGUCUUUCUUCUGUGGUGUCAGGAGAGGAUGUGCUGAGACCACAAAUCUGUUUAUCAGGGAAUCUUUACAGAAAAUUUCUUAAGAUAAUAACAAAAAAUUAGAAUCUUGGCAGUCUUCAUCCCAGUUCUGAAGCUUUACCCAGAUUGUGUGUGAAACAAGUAACAACAAGAGUGGUAAGAAGCGUUUGCUUAAGCCCAGAAAGUGGACAGUGAUACAAGUAAACCUGAGACACUGAGUGACCCUCCUGGUACCUGUCAGGAAAAAGUAGAAGAAAAGCCACCCCCUGCACCCACCAUAACCACCAAACCUGUUAGAACUGGACCAAUCAAACCUUAGGCGAUCAAAACCGAAGAAACAAAAUCAUAAAGGCUGUGGUUUAUUGAGGGUGGGUGGGCAGGGAAAGUGAAGUCAAAUAAUGCCAGCAGCCACGGGGUGAAGUGAUCUGUGACACUGUCCUGUGAGAUACACAAGGGGCAUAGAGCAUUUUACACUGACAGCUGCUACACCGAUUACAACAAGGCUCCACAGGCUCGCACCUCCCGUGUAACAUUUGCAUCUUCAGUUGGUUUAUAUACAAGUGUGCAAACAGUCUGUAAGUGCGCACAGUUUAAUCUUAAGGAGCAUGAAACACCAGAAGUAGGAGAAGAGUGAUAACCACAGAGUAGCUCAGCUGGACACUGGGCAGUCCCAGUGCCCCAUCAGCUGUGGUUCUUUUGCUCCCUUGUGUUCUUUGGAUAUGUCUAUGGCAUUUCUAGGCUUGAAAGUAAAAUGAUGCUAUCUGGUGCUGGAUUGAGGAGCCUUAUUUUUUAUUAUGGCAGCUUGCUAUUUUUGUAACAUGGUGAUUUGGUUGAACACAAUAAAGUACAGUAGUAACUGAUCUCCCCUUCUUCCUGGAUGAGUGAGCAGAUGAUUAAAUGUUGGUGUCAGCAUCCUUGAGCAUAUUCAGAUGAGCUUCUGCUUCUGUUGAAAAGGAUGCUGUGUUUGAUUGUGGUCCGAAGCUUUGAAGCACUACUUGGCAUCUCCUUCCUUGGAGGUCUCACUGUUUAAACGUAACAGAUUUGAUAGCUUGUUGGUAAGGUGAGGUCCAGCUUGUCUCCACUAGGUCAUCUUCAUGUGAAUCCGGUGGUUAUACGGUUUUGUUUUAGGGAUAUUUCAUUUUUUUAAUAACGGUUUUAGCUGACAUUCAUGGAGAGAAUGAAUCCUUAGAACUGUGCCACUAGUGAAAGGAAAUCCUGUCUAGAGUAUGUUUCUUUACAAAGCUGUGUCACACACCAUCCUUUGGGCCCUCUGCUGGAAAAGUAGAAUCAAGUCUCAAAUAAUGCCUUUUAAAUUGUAUCCUCUAGUAUUAUAGAUGUAGGACAGUACUGUAUCAUACCUCUGUGGAUGUAAAAUAGCUUGUACCUGCUUUAUGAUACGUAGUAGUGACCGUGCUUUAUCAGAGCUGUUUUUAAUGAUGUUGCUCAGAAUGUUUUCUUUCCAGAUGAUGAUUGAGAAGCUAAUUUAAAAAAAAAUGGUGCCAGGUACCACAAGAGUAACAGAACUGUGCUGUUUUCUGGGGUUUUGUUUUUUUACUUUUUUUUUUUAAUGGAGUGUGCUGGAUGUCUCUACAGUUUUGUUCAGAUGACUGCAGAACCUGGAAAAGCUGUUGCUGCUGUUGAUGCAUAACACACUGCUAUUAUUGGUCUUUUUAUAUAAAUAUAAAUAUAUAUAUACAGAUAUAUAAUUUGAAUUUUUGGAAACUUUAGCUGUGCUGUCAACUUUGGAAAAAAGUAUCCCCGUUUACUGUGUUGAGUUGGCACUGUACAGAAAUUAACAGCCAUAUUGGUCUAGAAAUGUUGAACUUAAGUUUUUUCCAUUUGUACAGGGGUAACGCACUGUAUUAAAUAUGUAAGGUCUUAUCUACGUGGGUUUGAUUACAAAAACUAAUAAAGUAUUCUCUAAAUAAAAAAAAAAAAAAAA